AUGACGCACACAGUGCUCCUGUUACAACCUGCAGCAGCGAAGACGACACGAACAUACUACGACUAUGAGUCGAUCGCGGAGCUGGUGGACGGCCUUUGUCAUUUGUACGAGCAGCGGGUACGAGCGCAGAACCCCGGUAUGCAGCAAGUGGAGUACGGACUUGGUGACUUGAAUCGUUUCAUUGAUGAACUAUUCGAUUGUGGAGUUUUGACCUAUGACGAAGCGACACGUUCUUACAAACCGCACAAUAAAGCUUGGUUAAAGGAGCAGUGCUAUCGGCUCUUGAAAGCACGGGCAAAGCCGGCGAACGCUGCCUGA
Cyanidioschyzon merolae strain 10D is the source of this 318-nucleotide messenger RNA. RefSeq names its product similar to enhancer of rudimentaryp1 homolog. The coding region runs from base 1 to 318 and encodes 105 amino acids. NCBI's taxonomy places the organism in Eukaryota, Rhodophyta, Bangiophyceae, Cyanidiales, Cyanidiaceae. The transcript has a single exon. The record is from RefSeq and is a predicted model, not a curated record.